Strongyloides ratti is the source of this 1467-nucleotide messenger RNA. RefSeq names its product Phosphate-regulating neutral endopeptidase. Gene Ontology annotation, biological process: protein processing. The transcript has 2 exons. NCBI's taxonomy places the organism in Eukaryota, Metazoa, Nematoda, Chromadorea, Rhabditida, Strongyloididae. Gene Ontology annotation, cellular component: plasma membrane. The coding region runs from base 1 to 1467 and encodes 488 amino acids. Gene Ontology annotation, molecular function: metalloendopeptidase activity. The record is from RefSeq and is a predicted model, not a curated record.
AUGAAAUCAUUUUUUAUUUUAGUCAAUUUUUGUUUUAUAACAAUAUUGUUGAUACAAAAAGGAUUGGGAUCAAGUGAGAUAGAUCCAGAACAUUUAAAAUACGAUGCUGAUUUUAUUUCAAAAACUCUUCAAGAAUAUAUUGAUGAAUCUGUAAGUCCUUGUGAUGAUUUUUAUCAAUUUACUUGUGGAAAAUGGUUACAAAAUAAAAAAUUAAAAGAAGAAAGUAAUGAUAUUGAUAGUUCUAGCUUAAUAGAAUAUAGAUUUGGAACAUUUUUAUCAGGUUUCAUUAAUGGUGAUUAUAAUGAUCAAUCAAAAGCAUUAAAUAAAUUAUAUAAAAUGCUCACUCUUUGUUGGUUAGAAUCUGAAGAAAGAUAUGAUGAUAUUUGUGGAAAACAAGUACUCUCAUUUGCAACUUUUGGUUUUGUAUCUUUUUAUUUAAACAAAAAAAUUAAUAAAGAAAAAAUAAUGCUUGAAUAUGAUGCAUUACAAAAAAUUUUUAUUCAAGUUAAAAAUGAGUUUAAAUUAGUUGUAGAAGAAAGAAAAGAUUUGUUGGAUGAUGAAUCCAAAGAAAAAAUUCUUGAUAAAAUUCAACGUUUAUCAUUUUUUACGGAGUUUAGUGAUCUUGCUCUUGAUAAUGAACUUAUGGAACAAUGCUACGACUUUUUUACUUUUAAUGAAAAUGAGAGUUUAGAACAAAUGUUUGAAAAUAUAAAAAAUUAUGAUUCAUUUAUACCUGAUAGUGCAACUAUUAAAAAUAGAUGUAAAUUUGUUAUGUCAAAAAAAAAUGCUUUUUACAUUAAUGCCAAUAUUAUGGAAAAUGCUCAUUAUUUGCAAAAUGAAAAUGUAAUUGUUAUCCAACCAGUUUUUAUUAAAGAACCUAGAUUUAGUCUCAGAUAUCCUAAUUCAUUUAAUUAUGGAUCACUUGGUUUUGUUAUUGGUCAUGAAAUUGUACAUGGUUUUGAUAAUAUAGGAGUAAAUCAUAAUAUUAAUGGUACAGAAAAAUUUAAACUUUUAACAGAAAAUUCUGAAGUAAAGUUUAAUGAAGCAACAAAUUGUUUUGAAAAACAAUACAAUACAACAAAAGAAGAAACAACUGGAAUAAAUUUGAAUGGAUUUUUAACAUUAGGUGAAAACAUUGCUGACAAUGCUGGAAUUAAAAUUGCUCAUAAAGCAUACUUAAAAUAUUUAGAAAAAAUUGGUGGUGAAGAACCAAAAAUACCUGGAUUUGAAAAAUAUACUGGAGAACAAUUAUUUUUUAUUAACUUUGCAAGAUCGCUUUGUCAUUAUACAAAUAAUACAAAUAUAAUAGAAGCUCAAUUAAAAUCUGACCAUCUUCCUCACAAAAGUCGCGUUAUGCUAACAUUAGCAAACUAUAAACCAUUUUCAAACAUUUUCAAAUGUAAUUCUGGUACUAGGAUGAAUCCAAAAGAUAAAUGUGAACUUUGGCGUAUGUAUAAAAAUUUUUAA